Molecule: messenger RNA, 1078 nt
Organism: Thalassophryne amazonica
Lineage: Eukaryota; Metazoa; Chordata; Actinopteri; Batrachoidiformes; Batrachoididae
Gene: dynll1
Product: dynein, light chain, LC8-type 1
Exons: 3
Coding region: 161-430 (89 amino acids)
Biological process (GO): cilium assembly; microtubule-based process
Cellular component (GO): cytoplasmic dynein complex
Molecular function (GO): dynein light intermediate chain binding; dynein intermediate chain binding
Source: RefSeq, a predicted model, not a curated record
GUCGAGUGUCGAGAAGAAACGACUCGGGCUUCAAAGGUUCAAAGCUUGAGUAGCAGCAGACGUAACAUCACUGUCGUCCACUUCGCGGGAGUUGUCGCUACAGCAGUGGUCGUCUUUUUAAAGCUUGUAGCCAGCAAACGGCAGUCUUAGCAGAGCAACCAUGUCUGACAGAAAGGCAGUGAUCAAGAAUGCCGACAUGUCUGAGGACAUGCAGCAGGACGCCGUGGAGUGUGCCACACAGGCCCUGGAGAAGUACAACAUCGAGAAAGACAUCGCUGCAUACAUCAAAAAGGAGUUUGACAAAAAAUAUAACCCCACCUGGCACUGCAUCGUUGGAAGGAACUUUGGCAGCUAUGUGACCCAUGAGACCAAGCAUUUCAUCUACUUCUACUUGGGCCAGGUGGCCAUUCUGCUGUUCAAGUCGGGCUGAUGGAGUGUUUUCUCGUCACCAGUUGACCACAUUUACAGUACUGACUGACUCAAAGGCACUAAUCAUUCCUGGGCAAAAGGCGCUGCCUUUUCUGUGCUGCUUUCUACUUUGUUUUUGAAGAAAAACCAGUGGCCAUGUAAAAGAUAUUUAAACACUUUUACGGUCAGGUCAUCAACAUUUGGACAUUGACAAAGACACGGCAGUGGUCUACCACAGAAAACAAAUGAAUAUAAGUUCAGACCGCAGACAGCUUUAAAGAGCAUCAAAUUCAAAUGCAUGAUUUAGUUCUCAAGUAUUUGAUGUGACAGCUGACAUAAACAGUUAAUCCUUAAGUGAUUAUCUGCUUACAUUCAGGCAAAUGCUUAAAAAUAGUUUAAUAAGGUACAUAGUUAAAACAAAAAAAAGAAUUUUAUGCUGUGACCAGGUUAAUUACUUGCAAUGAAUCAAAUUGAUCAGCAUUUUACAUUAAGGAUCCCCCCGUGGGAGUCCCCCCUCUAGUUUACACCAAUUCGGAAAUAGUCCCAUAUGCUGUGGUAGAAAGCAAAAUAUUAACUGUCAGUGUGCAAAUAUUUAUGGACCUGACUAUUUUUGUCUUGUUACAUUAGAUGUCAUUUUUUUAAUUAAAGCGUAGCUAUUAAGCUUUCUGGG